This is a messenger RNA of Lasiodiplodia theobromae, 2199 nucleotides long. RefSeq lists its product as uncharacterized. NCBI's taxonomy places the organism in Eukaryota, Fungi, Ascomycota, Dothideomycetes, Botryosphaeriales, Botryosphaeriaceae. The record is from RefSeq and is a predicted model, not a curated record. The transcript is spliced from 4 exons. Bases 1 to 2199 code for a protein of 732 amino acids.
AUGCCGCCCGAGAAAAUAAUCAAGCUCGCCGAGCGCAAAGGUGUCAAGCGGGAGCUGCUGCGCUGGGCGUGGACCUUUUUCUCGCAAGCGCGACCAGACUUCCAAGAUGACUUCGAUAUGAUGAUGAAAAAUUACGCUGUCUGCUCGGAUGUCAAAAUGUGGGAUGCCACAACAUGGCUUACCAUGCAUGAGACUCUUGCCAACGUCGCCGUAGCGCUUGAGAAGAAGCCGCGAGAAGUGCGUCGCAAACUCCUCCAGGAGCACCCCCAGUCCAUGGUAGAGAGAAGCGCCACCAGCUACCAGGAGGUCUGGGCCACGGCGAGCUGCAACGUCGUCGCGCUGCAUUCUGAUCCAGACAAGGCUAAUGAGCUCGACUUCAAUCGCAAAGCCCGCCACAUGGCCGUGCUCGACCUCCUCCGAGCCUUCCACGACGAGAUGCGCGGUUUCCUGCCGCGGCGCAGUCACCUCAGACCGACAUACUUCCAGGACCUCCUCGGCCUCGAGUCAUUCCGCUUCUUCCUCGACGGCGAGGCCUUGACCGACCGCAGGUCGCUCUCCGACUUCGACUGCCGCUCGCUGGUCGCCCUGUGGCACGAGACGUUCCCCUCGCCGAAGAUGGGCGACAACCCGAACUGCUGCCUGAGCCUCCUCACCUGGACCCAUUCCCCCGAGGUCCACCGCAUCCUGUCUGAGUGGCGCGCCGCCUUCUCCCCCGUUUCGACGCCGAGACUCGUCGCUGACUUCAAGGUCACGCUCGGAGCCCUCGACGACGAGAGUCAUUACGGCCACGGCCUCGGUCGCCCUGAUAACGGUAACAACAUCGGCAACUACCCUUACUGGUCCGACCCUGACACCUACGCUGCACACGGGAGUGACGAGGCGCACGACCGCCUCUUCGCCGCCUCCAAAUUCAAGCCGCACGUCCGCGCCGAGAUGGCGGCCGAUUUCGCGCGCAAGUCGGAUGAGAUUGUGGCUGACAGUGACAUUGGUUGGGCUGCGCUGACCGAUGACGGCGAAGAUGGAGACCUUGACGAUGUGGUAGAGUGGACGAGGCCGUGGAUCCGCGCCGUGGGGGACUUGUGCAUGUUUGCAAGGGAGGCAAGAAACCACAGUGUGGGCUCGUCGGCAUCGAAGAGACCGGUUGACAAUGAAGAUGGUAGCAGCCAGGUGUCCGCGUUGGAGAGGCGUGCAGAGGUCUACCUAGAGCUGUUGAUGACGGUGCAUUGGGACAUCGAAAGAAAUGAAGGAGGGUUCUGGGACACAACCUUGAAGCAAAUUUACCCUUUCGAGGCGUCCGGACUGAUCGAAUUCUGGAGACGGGUACAGCAUCCUCAGGAUGUAAUUCCAUGGAUCGAAAGUCCCACGGUCAGGGAGAAUUUGCUUUCCUGGGCUUGGGCCUUCUAUUCAGACGAUCGCCAGACGUUCCAGUUCGGGUUGAGGGAGGCUCUUGCAGACAAAGAGCGACGCAGGGUAGAGCACGACGUUACAGAAGCGACGGCUUGGGAGCUCGUACGAGAGAACCUCGUGAGAUUACUUCUUCGCAAUGACGCAGAUCAUACGAAACACUUGUGUGGCAACAUAAGCGCACAAACUCUCAUUGAUAACAAGGAUUUCACCUGGGUAGAUUGUUGGAUGGUGACCGCUCUUAAGCUGGUUGUCGAAAGCCAACUGUUUGCUUUGGAAGACAUGGACGACGGAAAUAUGCAUGAAAGGCUCGAAAACUGCUAUAGGGCAGCCCUGGAGCUGCUAUGGACCACUCACCAGAACCUUAAGGAUAACUGCCCUCGUCGUGGCCAGUCAUUCACCAGGAGGGCAUCGUACUUUAGGAGGCUGCUGAACUUGGAACCAGUGUUGAUCCCGGCAAUCUGGUCGUCGUCAAAGACCCAAGACACGCCUCCGGAGCAGAUGCUGAUUACACUGUUCCCUUUCAAGGUGGAUAGUUUCAUCGCAUUUUGGAAACAGUCGCUCCGGACAGAGGCCUCGAAUAUGCUCUUGAUGAUUAUGGAUCCUGAGAUGAUCCAGCACAUGCGCCAAUUCCUUUCUGGCGUCGGCCAAGAGCAGGCAGCAAGCAGCCUGGCGAUCGACGGAGCGAGAUACCUGACACCGGAAGGGUUUCUUCCCCUGCAAGGAGAUCAGAUGGAAUUCCUAAAUAGCUACAUCGCGCAGCCGGAAAAAACGCCGAGCGCAAAGCCGAUGUAA